Messenger RNA from Ostertagia ostertagi, 1011 nucleotides. NCBI's taxonomy places the organism in Eukaryota, Metazoa, Nematoda, Chromadorea, Rhabditida, Trichostrongylidae. The record is from the annotation of a GenBank genome assembly.
CAGCCGCUUUUGAGCACUGGUGUAGGAGGGGCUGAGGAAUGUUCUCAAGAAGCUCCUGAACUAGAGAAGAAGAGUAAAAGACGAGAAAAUGAAGAGUGGAUUGCCGCUCUGUUGAAAAUGCUCGAGCAGAAGCCGACGAAGAGCAGAAAACUUCUCAGAGGACUUAUAAACUUUUCCAAGGAACACAAAACGUCAAAAUCGUCAAAGUCACGUAGUGGUGUACACAAUGUGUCUCCGUCGAAAAACUCCGACACUGAGGCAGUGGAAUCCAGCGCAGAUGUUGGCCCAACGCCAUCGGACAGUGCCAGUCCAGCUGUCGAUGUCUACGAAUACAUGCGAAUGAAGCUGAAGGAGCACGAAAAAGCGAAGAAAACCACUGAGAAAGACAGUGUUGUGGAGUCGAAGCCAAAGAAGACAAAAAAGGAGAAAAAUCAGAACGAUAUUCGUGUAUAUCUAGUUGGCAGAAAGGUCGCCGAACCAUCAUGUAAGACGUGCGGUGCCCAAGCUGACAUCCGAGACUUCCUAGUUGGCAAGAAGGUGAAGCGUGCACAAGAGGCGGAAGCAGAACCAUCUACAAUUACUGACACUCCACAGAAGGAGCUGACCAAGCUGACUAAGAUUAAGUCGUCGUCGAAGAAUCGAAUUGUUGGAAAGUACGUGAAACUGAGUAAAACUCCUACUGUUGCAGUAGUUGGGGAGUCGACCACCCGUUUCAUUGGACGCCUCUCUAGCACGGCUGUCGUGUACGGCAAAAGCUUCAAACUCACCAAUCUGUCUCGAAAGGACCUCCAUCUGAGCGUGGCUCCAAUCGACUGGCCGGAGCACGUUCAACUUCUUCAUCCAAAUUCACCAAUAAUUUUGGCUCCAGGACAAACCAAGGACAUGGCGGUUACGGUAACUCGUUCGAGUGAAAGUGUUGCUUCGGAAUGUCACCUGUUGUCUAUCGUUCACCGAAAGACUACUCUGUCCCACGCCCUCUCCUAUCAGAGCUCUACACACCAGAAGAAGUGA